GUGCUUAUGUCAUUUUCAUGUCAAUGUGUUUUGGUGGCUUUUGAAAUUUUAACCGUGGUACAUUUUCAUUUGUAUUAAUUUAUAUUUCAUUUUUAUAAAUUUAAUAAAAAUAAAACAAAAAUGGGCAAAAUAAAGACCGAAGUUGAGGAUACUGAAGAUUUCAAAAACGUUUCCAUCAAAGAAGAAGGAACUUAUGAAGACAAAUUAAAGUAUGUGAGUCCCAUAUCCAAGCCAAUGGCAUCAAAGAAACUUGCUAAGAAAUGCUACAAACUUAUUAAAAAAGCAAUGGCACAUAAAACAUACAUCCGUAAUGGACUCAAAGAUGUUCAGACAAGAAUAAGGAAAGGUGAAACUGGAAUUGUAAUCUUUGCUGGAGAUGUAACACCCAUUGACAUCAUGUGCCAUUUGCCUGCCGUAUGCGAAGAGAAAGGUAUUCCCUACACUUACACCCCGAGUCGAGCGGAUUUGGGAGCUGCUAUGGGUGUUAAGCGCGGAACUGUAGCUUUGUUGGUUCGGGAAAAUGCUGAAUAUCAAGACUUGUAUGAUGAACUCAAAGCCGACUUUGAAGCGCUUCCGAUACCCUCAUAAUUAUUUUUUUUUUUUUCAAAUAGCAAUAAAAUUAAGCAUUUUUUGUAUACAAUUUCUAACAUAGAACAUGUCAUAAUGAAUGUAUAUUUUUUAAAAGAAAUAAACUUUCAAAAGAUAAAAGUU
Molecule: messenger RNA, 711 nt
Organism: Episyrphus balteatus (marmalade hoverfly)
Lineage: Eukaryota; Metazoa; Arthropoda; Insecta; Diptera; Syrphidae
Gene: NHP2
Product: H/ACA ribonucleoprotein complex subunit 2-like protein
Exons: 2
Coding region: 121-588 (155 amino acids)
Biological process (GO): snRNA pseudouridine synthesis; rRNA pseudouridine synthesis
Cellular component (GO): box H/ACA snoRNP complex
Molecular function (GO): box H/ACA snoRNA binding
Source: RefSeq, a predicted model, not a curated record